Molecule: messenger RNA, 1953 nt
Organism: Toxorhynchites rutilus septentrionalis
Lineage: Eukaryota; Metazoa; Arthropoda; Insecta; Diptera; Culicidae
Gene: tacc
Product: transforming acidic coiled-coil-containing protein 2
Exons: 4
Coding region: 210-1838 (542 amino acids)
Biological process (GO): cell population proliferation; regulation of DNA-templated transcription; mitotic spindle organization
Cellular component (GO): cytoplasm
Source: RefSeq, a predicted model, not a curated record
CGGCAGCAGCAACACUGUUUGCCGCUUCUCUCGCAUUACACUGUGGACAAGCAGCAGAGCCAGUCAUUUUCGAUCCGCAGAGCUUCUCUUGGAGUGUUUUUUCUUUUCGCGCGUCGAUCGCCAAGAAGAAGAAGGCCGAUUUCGCACGAGUUUGGUGCAAAAAAUAAUUUUUGUUUCGUUUCGGAGCCUAUUUGCCACAUACCGCCAACAUGUCGUCUGACGAUGAAGUUCAGGUACAAAGCUCGGAAGAAGAGACUACUGCCGCCGAGGCCCCAAAGCGCGGACGCGGGCGUCCGAAGAAAAACGAAAAUUCAUCGCCGUCUGAGAUGCACCACAAGUCAUACAUGCCAAUGUAUUUGUGGAACGCAUAUCAGUCACUGAUGUUGCGUGUGAAGGCAGUGAGCCCACAAUCUGGCCGGGAAGGAGGCUCUCCCGAGCGCAUACCAGUAGAGGAAAAUUUCCUCGCAGCUCAGCCCUCCGAGCCCUGCAGUUCGCUGCAAUUCGACUUUAAAACUCCGCUGCCGCCUUCAACUGUUCUGGAAUCAACGACAGAACCAGUAGUAUCAGCACCAGCAGCAGUAUUCACAGCGCCAGAAGAAGCAAUAGUAUCAGAAACCCCAGAACUCCAGCCGGAACAAGAGCCAGCGCCAGAACCGCUUCUGGGGGGAUGUAUUUCUGAUCAGCAGCAACCAAUCAUCGAAGAUAGCGAAUUCCAGCCAGCGCAAAAUUUCCAAUUUGGGGAAUCCGACUUCGAUUUUCUGCUCUCCAAGGGUUGUGGGAAAGGCCAUCAGGUAGAGGAGACGCCGAGAGAUUCUUUGCUGCUGAAGUUCGAUCCACUGUUGAGGGUACCCGUGUGUCGUCUCAGCGUAACGGAAGAGCAGGAGGAGCACGAGAACAACAGCAGCAGCGUGGGUGUUGUAGAGAUUCCUCAUAUAGUGGAAACAGCACCAGCAGCGGAGGAGGCAGAGGGAGACAGCGGCGGUGAAGCUUUAUUGACAGCACUGGAGGCGAGCGGGUUUGUUGCUGUCUCGCCGUCAUCGAGCAGUAUGAACAUUGAUGAGGAAAAAAAAUCGCAACCACACUGCGCAGAUGAAGAAACAACAGUCGAAGCAAUGAGCGUUGACAAUACAAUGGUGCUCGACAGCGAAAGCAGUACAGAUCGAAACAUGAGUUGCUCCGACCCGGAAUUCAACAGCAGCAAUGAGCUGGUGGACACUAAAAGAAGUAAAAAUGAAUCACUGAAAAUCGAGGAGUUGGAAAAGAAACUUGCCGAUGCGGAAAUUCGCGAGGAAACGCUACUCAAACGAAUCACGGAGAAGGAUAAAACCAUUUCAAAGAUGAGCGGAGUGGUGGAGGCGUACGAGCGGGCUAUCGCGGAAUUGAUUGCGGAGAAGGAGCAAACUACGCAAAACUACGAGAAAAUGUGCGAAGCGCUGAAGGCCGACAGCGAUAUAAAUGCGCAACAUUUGGAAUCACUGGAGAAGACCUUCUCCGAUCUGCACGCCAAGUACGAACGGAUGAAGGUCGUUACGCAAGAGUACAAGGAGCGCGAGGAGGAGCUGGUCAGCGAACGGAACCGGUUCGAGGAAAGCCUCCGGAUGCAGGAGAAACGCUACGAGAACAUGAAGAGCCACGCCAUGACACAGCUCGAGAUUGCAAACACCAAACUGUCCGAGCUGUUGAGGAAUCAUGCCCAGGAGAUUACCAAGCUGAAGGCACUCCUCAAGAAGGAGGAAAUCUACCGCGCGUCCGUUAACGAGCAGUUGAACCAGAAGUCGCGGGAGAACGACGAACUGGUCAAGAUCUGCGAGGAGUUGAUCAAUGGAGGUGCUAAUUAGGGGAAGCAAAAAGUUACUAUCGAUUAAGAAUAUGGAAAAUAAAUGUUAUGACAAACAAAUUAAAACGUGACCCUAAGUGCGUAAAUAAUAAUACACGAGUUAAAUUUCAACAUCA